Messenger RNA from Alosa alosa (allis shad), 3397 nucleotides. RefSeq names its product GIPC PDZ domain containing family, member 1 (gene gipc1). Lineage: Eukaryota; Metazoa; Chordata; Actinopteri; Clupeiformes; Clupeidae. Bases 419 to 1429 code for a protein of 336 amino acids. The record is from RefSeq and is a predicted model, not a curated record. Gene Ontology annotation, molecular function: protein binding. The transcript has 7 exons.
AUCGGCUAAAUUAAGAAGUGAAGAAGAAACCACGAAGAUGUCCCACCCUCUGAAUUACAAGCGUUAGGUAAAAUUUUGAUGAUCAAGGCAUAGGACUUGUCAGAAGUGGCAGCGGAUUUCAUUUAUUAUAGGACCAAGACUUAUUUCCAGAGGUUGGUGAACGUCUGCUGCUAAUGGACAUAACGCUUUGCCAUCUAUAAACGGGUGUUGGCCCUGUAAGAAGUGAUGGCAUAGAGAUGUGAAGGGCACCUAUCCGUGUCUGUUUCAUAUUUGGCCUCAGUGCUGUAGGGUUUGCGGCUCCCACCGCUGUUUUGAUCCUCCUGGCCUAGCGAAAGUGGCUCACCCAGAUCAUUGUGUCUGAGGUAUACUGCUGUCACGAUUUCUUCAGUAAGACCUAAAUAACACUUAAACACAUAAGAUGCCUUUAGGACUGGGGCGAAGAAAGAAGGCUUCUCCACUUGUAGAAAACGAAGAGGCGGAGCCAGUGCGGGCAGGCUUAAAUGUGCCAGGCUUGGACGGCAUGGAUGGGGUAGGGGGCGGACUUGGGGAGGCAACUGCACAGGAGGGUCUGCCUCCCCCGCCCACCAGCUUGCGUCCUCGUCUGAUCUUCCACACGCAGCUGGCACAUGGGAGCCCAACGGGGCGCAUCGAGGGGUUCAGCAAUGUCCGGGAACUCUACGCUAAGAUCGGCGAGGCCUUUGGAAUACCACCAGCUGAGGUGAUGUUCUGCACACUGAACACGCACAAGGUGGACAUGGACAAGCUGUUGGGUGGUCAGAUUGGACUGGAGGACUUCAUCUUUGCACACGUGAAAGGCCAGCGGAAAGAGGUGGAGGUGUUCAAGGGUGAGGAUGCCCUUGGCCUCACCAUCACAGACAAUGGAGCUGGCUACGCCUUCAUCAAGAGAAUAAGAGAAGGAAGCAUCAUUCAUCAGAUCCAAGUCAUCAACGUGGGAGACAUGAUCGUGUCAAUCAACGGGCACAUGCUCAUUGGCUGUCGACACUACGAAGUAGCCAAGAUGUUGAAGGAGCUGCCCAGGGGAAAGACCUUCGUCCUGAAGCUGGUGGAGCCCUUAAAGGCAUUUGACAUGAUCAGUCAGAGAUCAGGCGGGUCACGGUCCGGUGGGGUCCAGCUGGGCACUGGAAGGGGCACCCUGCGUCUUAGGUCAAAAGGUCCUGCCACCGUGGAGGAACUGCCAUCUGCGUUCGAGGAGAAGGCCAUUGAGAAGGUGGAUGACCUCCUGGAGAGUUAUAUGGGGAUCAGAGACAGCGAGCUUGCGGCCACUAUGGUCGAGCUGGGCAAGGACAAGAAGAACCCUGAUGAGUUUGCAGAGGCCCUGGACGAGACGCUGGGUGACUUUGCCUUCCCUGACGAGUUUGUUUUUGACGUCUGGGGCGCCAUUGGCGAUGCAAAGGUCGGCCGGGUGUAAAGAGUCAGGAGUCUGGAGCAAGAGGAAGCAGGGGGCUCUGUCUCACCCUGUGGCUGUGGUGAAUCUAUGAAGAUGCACUACUAGAAAUCACUCUAGUACCUUUAUGAAAUCUGUUUGUUUUUUGUUUUUUUGCUCUUAUGUUGUUCGUUUGCUUCAGCUGUCUACCCUGUCUACUCAGAACCUGUUCCACUGGGAGGUUUCACAUGGGGACUUCUCUCCACUAUAUGGGAGAAUUAUCUCUGACCUCUUGACACUACUUUCCCCAAGUGGGUUUUUAUUUUACUUUUUUUUUUUUUUUUACCAAGUGUCAUUCUGUGCAGAGUCCCAAAAUUGUGAUGGACAUGUAAUCCAGAUGAACAGUAGUGAACUAGUCAUUAACCACCAUUUUAAAAGUGUUGCUUUAGUUCUCCUGACUUUAAGAAAAAAAAGUAACAUGAAGUUAAAGUUAACUGAUAUUUAGCAGCUGUUUUUAUCCAAAGCGACGUGGACUCGCAAACAUGGAAAGAUAAGAGAUAAAAUAUGCCGCUGGGAGACUUUUGAUAAAUAAGAAAUUAAAUAUGGCGCUGGGAGACUUUUGUUGUUUUACAGGCCCUCUGACGGUGGCUUCUAUAAACUGUGACUCUUCCCUUUGCACUGUGUCACAAGGCGCUGUACCAGCUGGUUUGCACCUGCACUGCGGCCGCUCCCAUGCUUACUGCGCAGCACUGGACUGGAACCGUCACCACUGAGCCCGAUCAGAGCCGUGCUGGACAGGACGGGACUGGACUUUGCAGUGCUGUGCAGUGACCUUUGAGCACUGCAUUAGGUCAGUGCAGCCUAUGGACCACUUAGUGUGUGACCCACAGAGACCUAAACUAUAAACCGAUGAAGCAUGUGCUGACUAGGGUUCCUUUGAGUUUCUGUUUUUCUUUGAUUGUUUCUUUUUUUUUAAGUGAGUGCGAGAGAGUGAGAGCAAGAGAUAUAGAGAAAGAGAACUAUGAGGCCUUGGUGGACCAGUUGAUUUGGCAGCAUUUGUUAACUCCCCAGUUCAUUACAUGGAGAAGUUGCAUCACAGACAUUCGAGAUGGGGGCCCUGAUUUGAAAGACAAACAAGGUCUUCAGUGUCAAACACGUGUUGCAGAGGUAAUUGUCAUUGCUGGGCAAAUGGUCUGAUCAUAAAUCUACAUGAGUGUGUAAGAUCUAAAUAAAUUGUGUGAGUAACGCUGACACAUUAGCCAGUUAGUCUGAAGUCUUAACUUGUCUCACUCAUUUUUAUAUAUUUACAAUUACUAUUACGUAUUGUAUUGUUAUAUUUAUAUUCAUUUUUAAAUCUGGUCGUUUGUCAAGCAAUGGGAAUUAUAUUUGCUACAUAUGUUUUACACUUAAGACCAAAGACUUUAUCUGUCUUUCAAAUUAGGGGCCAUAGCGCUGAGCAGUACAAAUGACAAACAGGCUCUGACUAAUACUCCCGUGCUCCUCGUUACCUGUAAGGGGCGUAAGACAACCAUUCCAUAAUGCCAAACUGAAGGAAAACUCACUGUUUUAGGCAAUCAGUGUGACUACAGUAUUAUACCAAGAUAUAAAUAUUUUCAGUGUAUUUUCUUAGCAGAAGAAAGGUUUACAAUGUGUUACAAAGGUUUACAGUGGCCUCUUAAGAGAACAGUAUUGUGUCUUUAUGUUGACCUCCUGUCAUUAGAGGGUUCGUAGUGUUGAUGUGCUUGUCGGUCUUUUUUUCUUUUCUUUUUUUUUGGAGCGGGUCAUUGGACUCGAGUCCUGAUGUCCACUCCUUCUCCACUGCACCUUCUUCUGUAGGCCAAGCUGUGGCCAAAGCACUUCCAAUGAGCUCAACCAACAGCCUACACAGUAAGGGGGGGAUCACAUUAGCCAACGGCAAGCGGCAGGUUUCCUAUUGUUCUCUAUGGUUGGGCAGCGGAACGGUGGCAGCGCUAGCGUUGAACAAGCUGAGGGUUGAACUUGGUUCAACUUUCA